CUUUGAUUGAAAAGAUUUUGCAUUAGAUAUGCACGACGGUAGGUUCAAUGAAUUUCUACUUUAUCUAAAUUUCUACCUUAUCCAAAGAUGUAUUUUACGAAGAUGUACAUUUUAAACACAAUCGAUGAGAAAGGUUGUAGGAAUUCUUUUUAGACUUUAUAUGACAUUUAUUCUGAAACGAUUAUAUCUGAUAAAUAUAUCAAUAUAAGGAAUAACGAAGUAUCGAUAUCUCUUAUUUAUCAAAAUAUUUCGAAAUAAUAAUAAGAUCUUUAUAUAAAUAUAUAUGUAUACUAAAUUACUCGGAGCAUUAAUAUAAUUAAAUUAAGCAAGAAACAGAACACCAUAGUAGCGGUAUUUCUCUCACGAAAAUUAAACUUCUUCCUGGUACCAUUAGCAGGAUGUACAUCUGCACGUAGUCUUCAUGUGAGAGUAGUUUUAAUAAAGUUAGACAAAGAGAAAAUGGGAUACAACAAUGCGAAUGCAUACGGUAUUUUGCAAAUGCAUUGUGUAUGCGCAUGUAUUGUAAAUCUCAAGCCGUAUUUGCAUAUAUUUUAUCGGUGACAAUCAUUUACAUUAUCAUAGCAAUCAUAGAUACCGUUCACUAUAGUACGUAUAGUAUCGACUCCGUAAAAUAAUUCAAUCGCGUACAAUCAUUGAGGAUCGUUAAUUCCAGAGUUAAUGAAAAAAAAAAAAAAAAAAAAAAAAAAAGAAGAAGAGAAAAAGAUAUUAACAAAAUCUAUAUCAAUGAUAAAAAUAUGCGUUUUGUUAGUUCGUUGAAGAUUUUUUUUUUAUAAACUUCUUUCAUGUUUCCUUUUUAAAGGCUGCAUAGUCAGUCGAUUUUACAUCCUGGCCUCGUGGUACGUGCCAGAAAUAGACGACGGUUUCCCGUGUUAUAUACGACGCAGGGGGUGCAACGACAUUUGAAGAUCGUGAACGAACUCGUGAAACAUCCUCAGUUCGUCAAAAGUAUCUCGUUGUCACGGUUCUGCUUUUCUUUCGCAGAAAACUUUUAUUCUUUAACUCGUAUAUUCAAAUAAAAUUUUCAAAUACGAAAACAAUCGUGAUUAUCUUUAAUGAAACCUAUAAAGAUCGAGAUAUAUUGCUCGGUCAAUUUCGAUCGAGAGGAUCAAUGAACUACGCUUAUCAUCUGCUCUUUGAUUACGUGAAUUAAUCGCCAUUUAACCAAUUAGAGGAGAAUCAAAUUCGCGAGGGUUAAUCUCGAAUGAGUAGCUGCAAGAGAUUUUAAACUGUUCCAAUGUCUGCCGAGCAACACGUAAAUAAAUCGAUCAAUUAAAUCGUUGGGAAAAGGAUCAUGGAUAAAAAUUCUACUGGGCCAAUAAUCAGGAUGUCAUCAUCCGGAACUCAUGGAGCCGGAGGUAUCGAAUGUUGUUGCUGUAGAUGUUGCACCUGCAUACACAUCGAGUUCCUUAAAACUUUGCCGGGAGUCGUAAAAGUCUUCGAAACGGUAAUUAGCGGACUCAUUCAGAGUUUGUUAGUCAAUUACGGUUUAAGGUAUAGUACGUCCAUUGGAUCUGCCUUUGAGGGAUCUUUGACGACGUCCUCGGCCUGCUUUAUGAUAUCCACCGUUUUGUUGAUCUGCUAUGUAGUCUCAGAAAAAUCUUACAGACUUAUCCGUUCAUCACUUUUCGAAAUGAUGUUCAAUGCAUUGGCAAGCUUUUUGUACAUGAGUUCUGCCUCUUACCUCGCCUUUUCAACAAAGUUAUUUCUCUUGCCUGAGUAUUAUCUAAAGCCAGGAUUUGAUGUUUAUCCUGCUAUGACAGCAGCUUACAUUAUGAGCGGAGUCGUUGGAGUAUUACACGGAUUUGAUGCAUAUUUCUCCUUCAUUUAUUAUAAAACGGGCAGAUAGAUUUAAAUGUUAAUAGGACCGAAUUUGAUAAUACUGCAGAUCGGAACAUUUCAAUGUUGCACCUAAACGUAUUGAUUAGAACUCAGUCCAUAGAUAUUUAAUUAUAGAUAACAUCAAAACGUUUAGGCGUUAACGUUAAAAUAUCUCAUUAUGUAUAAGCAAGGUAUAGGAAAGAUCCCUUAGCCGGGGAUGACGAUUGAAAAUGAUGAGCGUUUAAAGAAUCAAGAAAAAUUUCACAAUUCCGACGAAUUUUCGUAUCCUCUCGUUGAUGGAAGAGGGCCGGUUUCGUUGUCGCAGGAAAUUGAUCGUAAAGUGGUACGAACAGUUUAUUUCAGAGCUAUUGAAAGUGAAAUAAAUUGUUUAAGUGCUCGGGCCCGGUGUCUCGAAGCGAGAGAAGGCAGGCGCGAACGUGCUGGUCUGUCUAGCUGGCCAUCUAGACGUUCUCUUUGCUUAUUCAUUGCUCACGGCUCACCAAAACGGUGAAAUUUUGCGCGCACAUGAAAGGAAAAGAGAAAAAGAAGAAGGUACAGACAGUAUAGAUAGAUAGAUAGAUAGCUAGUUAGAUAGAUAGAUAGAUAGAUAGUCAGGUAGAGAGAGAGAGAGAGAGAGAGAGAGAGAGAGAGAGAGAGAGAGAGAGAAAGCGUUAAUUGUUCGUGAAAAAAAACGGAGGACAACUCGAAUAGUCUCAUUCUAUUCCUCGAGUUGAAUGUAAGAUAAACAAUUAAUUAAUUAUCGCAAAGUUGGUACCUACGAGCAAUGCCUUUCCAACGAAGUUUCAUCCUGAUAAGAUAAAUUCUUAAUGCGGAACAAUAAAAUGAGAAUAAUCUCAAUAAAAGUUACUUGCAGAAUUUGUUUCGCGCACGUUUAUUCUAAUAGUAUUGGCGCGAAUAGCGUACCAUAUGCCCGAACGUUACUUAAUAUAAUAAAAGAGUAUUACUUUUAA
Vespa velutina is the source of this 2810-nucleotide messenger RNA. It is a transcript of the gene sing, whose product is annotated as protein singles bar. Gene Ontology annotation, cellular component: membrane. The record is from RefSeq and is a predicted model, not a curated record. The coding region runs from base 1313 to 1867 and encodes 184 amino acids. The transcript has 5 exons. Lineage: Eukaryota; Metazoa; Arthropoda; Insecta; Hymenoptera; Vespidae.